CUCCGAAGUACUCUGAAGACAGAAGAUAGAGAAACAACAACGAAGGUCUCCACUACGAGUACUCAUGGAACAAGUUAAUAAUUGUUCUUGUACAGAAAGCAGCCCUCUUUUAUAAUCUCUUCUCUACGUAUAAUCGCUGUCUGCGCUCUGUUCUAGGAUACGAUAAGGUAGCACUACUAUGGCUGCCGUCAACUACACAAUCGAAGAUCCAAACACUGUGCCAUGGAUCAAGACCCCCCUCGUGCGCUCAGCUGCACUUUCAAAGCUUGCCGGCUGUGAAAUCUUACUCAAGCUGGAAAAUAUCCAGCCGAGUGGGUCGUUCAAAUCUAGAGGGAUAGGUAAUCUGGUCCUUCAGUCUGUCAACUCAGCUCCACCAGACACUCCGCUUCACUUCUACUCUUCAUCAGGAGGCAAUGCUGGUCUCGCUUGCGUUAACGCAGCAUCUACUCUGGGCUAUCCUUCCUCUGUUAUCGUGCCUCUCAGCACCAAACCUUUUAUGAUUGAUAAGCUUCGUACCGCUGGCGCUACAGAAGUGAUCCAGACUGGCCAAACAUGGUUUGAGGCAGAUAAGCACCUUCAGGAAGAGAUACUUGCAAGAGAUCCGAACGGCAUCUACCUCCCGCCCUUUGAUCACUCCGACAUCUGGCAAGGAGCAGCUACUAUGGUCGACGAGAUUGUGCAAGAAUUAACACACGUCCCAGAUGCGAUAGUGUGCUCAGUAGGAGGAGGAGGACUAAUGAUUGGUGUUUGUAAAGGACUGGAGAGACUGGAUAAGGAAAAGAAAGCGAAAGUUGUGGCGGUCGAAACUUUAGGGGCAGAGUCACUACACAAGUCGGUAAAGGCGGGACAGUUGAUCACUUUGCCGGGUAUCGCAUCACUUGCUACUUCACUAGGUGCGACGACCGUCGCUGCCAAAGCACUAGAGUAUGCUCUACAGCCUCAGGUUCGUAGUACGGUAGUAUCAGAUAAGGAAGCUUUAGAAGCCUGUAUCCGGUUUCUUGAUGACGAAAGAAUCUUGGUUGAGCCAGCCUGCGGCGCGACUUUGGCAAUGGUGUAUUCAGGAAAGCUCAAAGAUGUGCUGAAACUCGACGCCAAAAGCAAAGUGGUGCUCGUGGUUUGUGGGGGAUCAAAUAUCUCAUUAGAAUUGAUAGAAGGCUAUAAAAAGAUGUUUUGA
Molecule: messenger RNA, 1174 nt
Organism: Cryptococcus deneoformans JEC21
Lineage: Eukaryota; Fungi; Basidiomycota; Tremellomycetes; Tremellales; Cryptococcaceae
Exons: 3
Coding region: 179-1174 (331 amino acids)
Biological process (GO): L-serine catabolic process; L-threonine catabolic process
Molecular function (GO): L-serine ammonia-lyase activity; pyridoxal phosphate binding; threonine deaminase activity
Source: RefSeq, a predicted model, not a curated record